Messenger RNA from Cicer arietinum (chickpea), 1222 nucleotides. RefSeq names its product eukaryotic translation initiation factor 3 subunit J-like. Gene Ontology annotation, molecular function: translation initiation factor activity. NCBI's taxonomy places the organism in Eukaryota, Viridiplantae, Streptophyta, Magnoliopsida, Fabales, Fabaceae. Gene Ontology annotation, cellular component: eukaryotic translation initiation factor 3 complex; cytoplasm. The record is from RefSeq and is marked validated.
CAGUUUAUAAUUUCCUCAAUUAACACAUUAUUCCAUUCUCUGCCCUAAAUCCUCAGAUUGAAACCUCACUCUCCUUCUCGUCUCUCUAUCACCGCGCAAACCCUAAUUCUCUCCCCGUUAACGCGCCUCACCAGUUUGUCAGCUGGAACCUUUUUUUAUUCUGUUUUCUUCUGAAGAAGUGACCACAGCCACAAAAUGGAGGAUGAUUGGGAGGAAGAGCAAUUUGCCCCUAUUGAUCUUAAGUUACAAGAGCCGACUAAACUUAAAUGGGAAGAUGAAGAUGUGGAUGAAGAUGAUGUGAAGGAAUCAUGGGAGGAUGAAGAGGAGUCCACUCCGGCUCCUGCAGCACCUGCAGUAAAAACUACUGAAAAGGCUCCUAAAAAACCUGCUGAAAAGAAGGGAAAGAAAGUAGAACCAGUAAAGGAAGAACCUCUGGAUCCUGUGGCUGAAAAACUUCGCCAACAAAGAUUGGUUGAAGAAGCAGAUUACAAGUCCACUAAGGAAUUGUUUGGUGGAAGUAAUGAUGAAAAGAACCUUGAUACUUUUAUACCGAAAUCUGAGAGCGAUUUCGUGGAGUACGCAGAGCUCAUCUCGCACAGGCUUCGUCCUUUUGAGAAAAGUUACCAUUAUAUGGGUCUACUGAAGGCAGUAAUGAGAUUAUCAAUGACUUCUCUUAAAGGAGCAGAUGCCAAAGAUAUCGCAUCUUCGGUGACUGCUAUUGCAAAUGAAAAGAUAAAAGCGGAGAAAGAAGCCAAUGCUGGUAAAAAGAAGACAGGUGGCAAGAAAAAGCAGCUUAAUGUCGACAAACCUGACGAGGAUUUUGUUGCCGCUGAUCGAUAUGAUGCUUUGGAUGAUUUCGAUUUCAUGUGAAAUAUUUUUGUUAAGUUCCAUUCAGAUUAUUCAGUAGCGGGAUUCAACAUUGGAAGUUGGGACAAGAUCCUUCGGCAUACCCUUGUCAAAAAUUGAAGAGUUCUGUCCUGUAUUUUGUCCAAUAAGAGUGUGCAUCAGUGUCCUUUUUUUUCAUUGACAAUUUUUGUCACCAUUAUACUUAGACUUGGUCUUUCACUAGAUGAUUUACAUAAGUUAAAAGUUUGAAGAUGAAUGUGUAUUAAACAUUGGACAUCACUUUUACCUUGGGUACAUUCGUGUUGGAUUGUAAGAAUAGAAUUUGCUUUUUUUUUUCUUACUAAAAGAUGUUGAACAAGUUAGUCUAUUUGUCAAG